Lolium perenne is the source of this 2388-nucleotide messenger RNA. The record is from RefSeq and is a predicted model, not a curated record. NCBI's taxonomy places the organism in Eukaryota, Viridiplantae, Streptophyta, Magnoliopsida, Poales, Poaceae.
GCGGUAGUGUGGUUAAAUGGCUGAACCACUACUCCUCGGCGCAGAGCAUCCUGGUCGUUGGAGACGGGGACUUGUCCUUCUCACUGGCGCUCGCCGCCGCGUUCGGCUCCGGCCAGAACCUCGUCGCUACUUCCCUAGACUCCUACGGGUACAGUACAUACAUGGAUUCUAGGAGAAUUUGGUAUCCUCUGCUCUGCUGGUUAAACAAGGAUUUGAUGCACCACCUUAAAUUGGCUUCAUAUUCUGUGAUAAAAAAAGAGCUAAUACAACAACAUACUAUAAAUUGAGGUGGUGGCUAGUGAUUUUAUCAGAACUGUACUGUUACAUGGUGUUAGUAAUUUAUUUUAACACAUCUAUGCAGUGGAACAUUAUUGAUUUUGUUAAGAAUACUACGUGGUCUCACUGAAACUACUCAUGAAGAAAAUAUUUCAAUUUCUUACUGCUAGAAAUUAUGGCACGUAAGGAACGUGUGCAUUGAGAAUCACUAUUGCUAUCUCCAGUUUUAUUCUUCAAUUUAAUUGUUGGAAAUCAAAUAUUAUACAAGUUCAGUCUGUGUUAUAUAUGAGCUUGGUUGGCCAAUCUGUUCUAUCCUCUGUUUUACUGAUGAGAGCUGUUUAGAAUAACCUAUUGUUUUGACGAUAUGGUUUUGCAAUUUGCAGCCCAAUUUAACACUAUACGAGGGCAUCAGGCUAACCCACAAAAUUAUUUUGAUUUCAUUCCAUGUAACAACUACUUUUUCUUGGAUUCUUUUGCUAAUUUUUCGUAUUUAAAUAGUUUUUACAGUUUAGGUUUCUUAUUUGCUUCACUCUUCAUUCUGAUUUAAGCCCUGUCAGGCUGCCCCUGCUUACCGUAUAAACUCUGAGGGAUAAUGUUUGUUACUGUGAUAUUUUUUAGGUUAACUUAUCUAUUUACUCUGCAUGUCCUGUUGGCAAUCUAUUUGAUGAACAGACGCUCUGACGAGCAUGUAUGGUAAAGCUCAAUCAAAUGUAACAAAGCUGGAAAGGUUGGGGGCCACAGUUUUUCAUAGUGUAGAUGCAAAAAUGAUGAAGCGUCACCCUUGUCUGAAGAUGAGACGGUUCGAUCGGAUUGUCUUUAAUUUUCCUCAUGCUGGGUUCAUAGGACCCGAGCAACAGGACAAUAUGAUCAAGGCUCAUCAGUUGCUAGUAAGGAGGUUCUUCCGCAACGCAAGCCACCUGCUUCGUCCUGAUGGUGAAAUCCACCUUAGCCACAAGACGGGGCAGCCUUACGACAGAUGGCAAAUCGAAGAACUAGCACAUGAGUUUUCACUUGUUAUUUCUGAGAUGGUUACCUUUCGAAAACAAGACUACCCAGGUUAUAACCAAAAGAGAGGAGACGGUCAAUGGUGCGACCAAGGAUUCCCUCUGCGUAAUGCCUGCACUUUCAAGUUCCGCUUCAAACGUGAAGAAGCUGAAGAGCCUUGCAGCAGGAAAUUCACGGCGGUGCAGAGGGAGAGUGGUACAGCCCCUUGUGCUGCUGCUUCCGAUCUUGUUAAGAAGGCCAGUCAGAGAAACACUGAGAAGUACUUGGUUCGUGCUAGGCGCAAUGAGAGAAGAAAAUAUGAUAUUGGUGUGCAUGGCACCAAUCAAGCAGAUGAACUUGCGAGCAGUUUCAUACGCUGCGGUAAGGAGGCAACAAAUAUUUUGAUAGGAGAUAUUCCGGUCCAGCUUAUUGCACCACAAAAAUUCAAGCCCACGUUUAAGACGCCAUGCUUGCAACCCAGCAUUGGAGAUGGGUUUAUGGAACGGAGAGCUCCGCUCUGCAAGAAAAACCAUACCUGGAGAACGGAGAAAGCAUGGAUUCGCCGAUCGAAUUGAGUGCUUUGACAAACGUGGUUGCAUGCUUUGACAAAGAAGAAUCCUUGGAUGAUUCGUUUCCAUCUUUUGUUGUUCUGUUUCCGUCAGGUCCACAAAUUAAUGAGAGGAGUGGUGCUUUACUAGGUACCUUCCAACACGUACUACUUUUUCCGUUUCCAUUUUGCUGCACUAAAGAGAGGAGUGGUACCUAGAUCCAAUGCACAUCGACUCACGUCCAGGCUAGCAAAGGAAAUAGCGAGACUAGUUACUAUAUAUCAUUAUCUGCUUUUUCCUAUACAUCAUGUAAACUUUCGAUCUACCGAGAAUAUCACGCCAAGCACACGAGAAACCAAGAUAGCUUGAUGAGGUUCAGCCGAAGUCUACGUCCCUGGGGGAUGGGGCAUAUGACCACCGAUGCUCCUGCCCACGAUAACACUACAUUGGCUACCCAGGUGCCAGCAAACAGGCCACCGCUCUCCCUGUGUGUAUGUCGCUAUUGUGUUGUUAAUUAUGAUUACAUUGUGUGGCUGAUCUCAUUAUAUAAGGUCUAGAAUACAAGAGCCUCACUUGAAUA